Messenger RNA from Chelonus insularis, 1819 nucleotides. RefSeq names its product Kelch like family member 18 (gene KLHL18). The coding region runs from base 32 to 1792 and encodes 586 amino acids. The record is from RefSeq and is a predicted model, not a curated record. Gene Ontology annotation, molecular function: protein binding. The transcript has 6 exons. NCBI's taxonomy places the organism in Eukaryota, Metazoa, Arthropoda, Insecta, Hymenoptera, Braconidae.
GUGUGUUUCAUCAAGCAUUUAAACGUUUAUAAUGGAUUUUGAGGAUUUUGAAAUGUUUCCUAUCAAAGAAAAUGAUCAACAACAAUUUCUUUUUCACGAAUCGGAUAUAUUUUCUCAAGGAUUUAUGAUUUUCGAAGAAAUUCGAAGGCAAGGAAAAUUUUGCGAUGUCACAAUAAAGGUUGAAGAUCAGAGUUUUAGUGCUCAUAAAAUUGUUCUUGCGGCUACAAUUCCAUAUUUUCAUGCAAUGUUUUUAAAUAAUAUGGCUGAAAGUAAAUUGAAUGAUAUAACAUUACAAGGAUUUGAUCCUCUUGCACUUGAAUCUUUAAUAAAUUUUUCAUAUAGCGGCAAAAUAAUGAUAAAUCAAUCAAAUGUACAAAGAAUAAUGAUUGGAGCGUCAUUUUUACAAUUACAAAAGGUUCGUGAUGCUUGUGCGAGUUUUUUAAAAAAUCACUUACAUCCAACUAAUGUAUUGGGAUUUCACGAGCUUGCUAACCGAUUAAAUUGUACAGUACUUAUUGAAGAAUGCUCUAAAUUUAUUAAUCAGUAUUUUCAUCAAGUAUCAUUAUGUGAUGAAUUUUUACAACUAUCAUUUUUUGAUAUCAAAAAUCUUAUUGGUAAAGAUGAGCUUUAUGUUGUUUCUGAAGCUCAAGUAUUUGAAGCUGUUAUUCGGUGGGUUAAAUAUAAAAAAGAUGAACGACUGCAUAACUUACCACAGCUGUUAAUACUUGUGCGAUUACCUCUUUUAAGUCCUGAAUAUUUAGUUGAUCAUGUAGCCAAAGAAGAGUUGAUAAAACAGUCUCAUGAAUGCAGAGAUUUAUUAGAUGAUGCUAAAGACUGUCUUCUAAUGCCAGAACGUCGACAUUUGUUAGAUAGCGCAAGAUUCCGUCCUCGAAUUUGUGAUGAUUUAGUAGGACAUAUAUUUGCAGUUGGCGGUUUAACGAAAUUUGGUAAUUCAUUGAGUACCGUUGAAGUCUUUAAUCCUAUUAAAAAUGUUUGGAGAAUAUCAGAAGCUAUGACAAUGGAUAGAAGUCGAGUAGGAGUGGCAGUACAUCAAAAUAAAUUAUAUGCUUUUGGUGGUUACAAUGGUGUAGAAAGGUUAUCAACCGUUGAAGUGUAUUAUCCAACAUUAAAAUAUUGGAAAAUUAUUUCUUCUAUGCAAUGUAAACGAAGUGCUGUUGGAACAGCAUCGUUAAAUGAUUACAUUUAUGUUUGUGGUGGAUAUGAUGGUGUCAUUUCAUUGAACACAGUCGAAAGAUAUUGUCCAGCAACAGACAAAUGGCAAAUGUUACGAUCGAUGAAUAAACAUCGGUCUGCUGGAGGAGUUAUUGCAUUUGAAGGAUACAUUUAUGUACUUGGUGGACAUGAUGGACUUUCAAUAUUUGACUCUGUUGAGAGAUAUGACCCCCAAACAGGAAUUUGGACACCAGUUAAAUCGAUGUUAAGUCGAAGAUGUCGUCUUGGUGUUGCAACUCUUUAUGGAAAAUUAUAUGCCUGUGGUGGAUACGAUGGAUCAACAUUUUCACAAUCAGUUGAAGUUUAUGAUCCACAAAAAGACACAUGGGAAUAUGUGGCGCCAAUGAAUAUGAUGCGAAGUCGAGCAGCUUUAGUUUCGAAUAUGGGUAAAUUAUGGGCUAUUGGUGGAUAUGAUGGUGUAUCCAAUCUAUCUACUGUUGAGACAUAUGAUCCUCGAACAAAUACGUGGACAUUUGCUCCUUCAAUGUGCGCUCAUGAAGGAGGUGUUGGUGUUGGAGUUAUUAGAAUGAAUGAUGCAGAUCCGAAUGUGUAUUUUUAAUAUUUUAUAUGUAACCAAAUAAAAAUA